Anastrepha obliqua is the source of this 1683-nucleotide messenger RNA. RefSeq lists its product as uncharacterized. NCBI's taxonomy places the organism in Eukaryota, Metazoa, Arthropoda, Insecta, Diptera, Tephritidae. Bases 351 to 1397 code for a protein of 348 amino acids. The transcript has 5 exons. The record is from RefSeq and is a predicted model, not a curated record.
UUUAUUUGCAUAUAAAAGCGAUUGGACGCGUCGAACGCACUCGCGCAAACACACAUCCUCCAGAUGUCAAUCGUGACCGACAAAAAGCAAAAGUACGAGUAGUACACAGUAAAAUAAUCAUUUAGUCUUCAGUGUUACAGUGGCUGUCAAAAGCGUCACACGGAUAUGGUUUUCGUUGUAUGUCGAAUGCGAGUGGGAGGUUUGGAAGACGUUUAAAAUUCGUUUUUACGUCGUCGUCGCGCGAUUGAAACGUGACUGUUGUAUGGCCGAACGUAUUUUAUGUCUCUGCUAAGCGUGUGUGCGUGCGUCAGCAGAUAAGUGUAUUAAUAAUAAUCGAAACGGAAUGAAAAAUGCGCUCAACCAAAAGUGAUAAUGCGCUAGAGCACCAACUAUGGCAGCAACAACAACAACAAAAUUCGUCUUCAUAUGGCGCGAGUCAAAGUUUCAAUAGUCAAAGCCCUUGUUUCAAGUAUCUUUCAGAGAGGCAAUUGAGUUGCCUUGAUGCUAAAAGAGCGACAAGUAACGUAACAACAACAGCUACAGUAACAAUUCGCGAAACAUCACAGCAAGUGCAUCAUUUACUACAAAGAUAUUCCAUAGCUUUCCCCUUAAUACACCAACGCUCUGCGCUCAGUCUCAGCGAUUGCCUCUGGUUGCGCUCUAGUCAACUGCUUCUGCGCCGCAAAUUCAACUCGGCGGGUUAUCAACAAAGUUCAACGGCAACUAGUGAAACGAAAACCACAACAACAAAACUCACUGUUAUCAACACUGACACCACUUCUCGCAGUCAUACCCGUCAUCCACACACCAACAUAAAUACCAAACGCUGUCUGACGCGUUCACCCUCCUUAGUCCUACUUACCCUACUGUUGUUGUGGUUUUCGCAUUUAAUUGGCAGCUCGUGCGCCGCCCCACAAUCCUGUGUACUCUGUGAUAUUAAUGAUUUCAAUGAUCGGGCGUCGAAUACACACACCUAUGAGGAAUAUCAUUUUGAACAUCAAGUGACGCGACAGGAAGCGAUCACCGCAUUGAAGACGUUCAAUGUCAGCAAUUAUGGUGAACCCUCCGGUUGUGCCGUUAGCUGUUCGGAGAAAGUGAUGAAAUAUUGCCUGGGGCCGCAAUUCAUCAACGAUCACUGUUGGUGUGAACUGGGGCAUACAGAAGAGGGUCUUCCAUUUGUUCCGCACAUUUGCUAUGUGGGUGAGAAGCAUUAUAAGGCUACUGUGGGCUCUUGCUAUUUCUACGAGCAGGUGAAGGAGUGCUGUUGUGCGCCAGUGUUGGUUAAGCAAUGGCGCCACAUAUCUGCAGCUUCUCGACAAAUGAACGUUGGUUCCUUACUGUUGCUGACCAUUUUAUCACUAAUUUUCAAUGCCACACGCAGCCGUACAUGCAAAUAAGCUUUAAGAUUAAAAUAGAAAAUUUAAGUUUAAUUUGAUGCUUUUGAAACAUAGCAAAAACUUAUAAUAAAAACUUAAAUACGAGUACUAUUUACACGAAAUAAUUCGAAGCAUAAGCAUGCAUACAUACGUACAUAUUAGUAGGCGUAACGGAAAACAAAUGUGUUAAAAUAAUUUUAAGUAAACUUUGUAGAAUUAAAAGUUAUUCUGAAAGCUUUUUAAAAAUAAGCAAAAAAGUAAAACUAUGCCAUAGCAUGCAUAUAUAUAUCAAUAUCUCGUAUAUAUC